GGCACUAUAGCAUAGUAUUUUUUACUGCGUGUUAUGAGAACGUUACACUAAAUAUAAGCAUGAAAAUGCAGCGGUAUUUGCCUGAUGGAACUGUUUCCUUCGAAGAGAACGUAGCUUUGAGGUCUGAUGUCUGAUGUCACAACUUGGCGCACCGGGGCUGAUCCAGAGGCGGUUUGAAAAGCCAGAACGCUAGCCAUGACGUCGACUCCGCAAAGCGCUCCACUGGCAGAUAGCGGAAUCUUACCGCGCUGGCGAACAUACUCGGGAACAGGUGCACAACUGCAGAGGCAAUGAUGAAAGAUUCUCCUACACCAUCAGUGGAGCAUCAAGAAGAGCCAUCUCCAGACGAGGAGACUAUGGACCUUAGCUGGAAAGGAGUCACAUCGAAGCUGGGGGAGAGAGAGGAGAAGGAGGAGGAGGAGAAGGAGGAAGAGUUCUGCAGGCAGACAGACCACGAGGAUGAUGACGGUGAAGGCUCACAAUCUGGGGGCCCAGUGACAGACCUCAGCUGGAAAGGAGCCCCAUCGAAGCUGGGGGAGAGAGAGGAGAAGGAGGAGGAGGAGGAGGAGAAGGAGGAAGAGGAGGAGCUCAGCAGGCAGGCAGACCCCGAGGAUGAUGACGAGGAAGGCUCACAAUCUGGGGGCCCAGUGGCAGCUGAGAGGCUUGUAAAGAAAGAAAGAGAGGAAGAUGGUGAGGACACAAAGGUGGAUGACCAUGCGAUGGACGGCGAGGACGGGGUCGAGAAAGAGGACGACUCUGGGGACUACGGAGAAGAAGACAUGUUCGUUGACACCCAGGACUCGCCCAUCAACUAUGCCACGUAUGACAGCGCCACGCCACAAGAAGGUGGUAGUCUCGCUGGGUGGAAUGGCUCCCAGCGAGCCGGCCAGGGAAGCAAGCUCACCUGUGAUAUCUGUGGCCUGGCCUGUGUCAGCCUCAACGUGCUCCUGGUCCACAAGCGCAGUCACACAGGGGAACGGCCAUUCCAUUGCCAGCAGUGUGGCGCCUCCUUCACCCAGAAGGGAAACCUGCUUCGCCACAUCAAGCUCCACUCUGGGGAGAAGCCUUUCAAGUGUCCCAUGUGCAACUAUGCCUGCCGCCGACGGGAUGCCCUCAGCGGACACCUGCGCACACACUCGGUGGAGAAGCCCUACAAGUGCAACCACUGCGGCCGGAGCUACAAGCAGCGGAGUUCUCUGGAGGAGCACAGGGAGAGGUGCCAUGUGUACAUGCAGAUCAAGAACGAAUCGGAAAGAGCCCCUGAAGACGUCAGCAGCAACGGUGCCCGGGCCCAGGGGGGCGUGGAGCGUGCCAUUUUGCUGGACAGACUGGCGAGCAACGUGGCCAAGCGCAAGAGGACCAUGCCUCAGAAGUUUGUAGGAGAGAACCCCGUGUGUCUGGACCUGUGCUUCAAGCGGGAGUCGGGGAUCAGCUCCGAUGCUGCCCAGAGCUCCUCCAACCCCGAGGUCCUCCCUGGUACCCCCUCUGACAUGGACCAACCCCCCAACAGGAGCUUCCCCCUGCAGCUCACCGCGGCCCCCCUCACCCUCACCAACGGAUGCAAGCUGGAGCGCCCGGCGCCCUGCCUGCCCCAUCCGACCCCCGGUUCGGGCCACCUGCCCCUGGACUCCCCCCACCACCCUGAUGGCGGCCUGCGUUCCCGCUACGCCUCUGACCCUCACCGACGCGGCCUCCUGCACCUCCACCACCCGCCGCAGCAGCAGCAGCAGCAGCAGCAGCAGCAGCAGCAGCAGCAGCUGCCGUUCAACCUGAGCCACCUGCUCGCGCCCGGCCCCCCCAACGGCCUGCCGUUCCCCCUGCACCACCACCACCACCCUGCUCUGGCCCCCCCUCCUCCGUCCCUCCCCCACACCGGGCCCGAGGUCCUCCGCGUGGUCCAAGGGAAAGGGGAGCCGGUGGGCGCGUACAUGUGCGGCCACUGCCGCGUGCUGUUUCUGGACUACGUCAUGUUCACCAUCCACAUGGGCUGCCACGGCUUCCGCGACCCGCUCGAGUGCAACGUGUGCGGCCACCUGAGCCAGGACCGCUACGAGUUCUCUUCGCACAUCGCCCGCGGGGAACAUUACCUGGAGGUCAAGUGAAGUAGCAGCACACACACACACAGACACACACACAGCCACACACACACGCACACACACACACUGUAUGCAGAACAUCACCAACAAGUAUAAUGACAGUUCAAAUAAUCCGUUUGUAUCAUUUUUGACAACUUGACAACAUGCCUUCAGCUUGGCAAUUCUUCUUUUUUUGUAGAUAUGUAUUUUUGUGUGCCUGAGGUGAAUGUACUGGUUUGCGUGAUUUUUUAUUAAGUGUAAGGACGUGAAAAAAUCUGCCCAUGCAGGCACAUUUUCUUUCAUUUUGAAAUUCAUGUUGAAUGUGCAUAAGUUAUUCUUGUUUUCUCUCAACUGGUUUUUUGUUUCACUUGGAUCAUUUCAAAAGCACUUCUGUUCCCCGGACUAGUCAGAUGGCCUAGUUUGAGUAUGAAUCUUCAUAUCAUGGGAUCGACGAACAUGACGCAACUACUUUUAUUCAUAUAAUGUUGUGCCGUUUUGUUCUACUUUUCUACUUUUCUACUACAAUUUUGUACAAGAGUUUAAAAUGAAGUGAGCUGCAGUCUAAUGCACUGGAUUAAAUAUGCAUUACUUGAUGUGACAUUAAGCAUUUACUGUAUUAUACAUUUAUUGUUUGCUUUGAAGACUCAUAAAGACCCAUGCUGUUUCUCA
Clupea harengus (Atlantic herring) is the source of this 2744-nucleotide messenger RNA. Its product is annotated as zinc finger protein Aiolos-like. Gene Ontology annotation, molecular function: DNA-binding transcription factor activity; RNA polymerase II cis-regulatory region sequence-specific DNA binding. Gene Ontology annotation, biological process: regulation of transcription by RNA polymerase II. Lineage: Eukaryota; Metazoa; Chordata; Actinopteri; Clupeiformes; Clupeidae. The record is from RefSeq and is a predicted model, not a curated record.